Ctenopharyngodon idella (grass carp) is the source of this 1819-nucleotide messenger RNA. RefSeq names its product alkB homolog 6 (gene alkbh6). Bases 803 to 1507 code for a protein of 234 amino acids. The record is from RefSeq and is a predicted model, not a curated record. The transcript is spliced from 6 exons. NCBI's taxonomy places the organism in Eukaryota, Metazoa, Chordata, Actinopteri, Cypriniformes, Xenocyprididae.
UAUGCAGUCCCGCACUGUGCUCCUGGAGUUGAUGUUGUUAGCAUUAUCACACCUGAUCAAUAACUAUUAAUGAAGGAAACCAUGGCUGAUUCAAGAUGUGGCUCUUGCUCUGCCGUUGCUAUGGAAACCAGAGCUGCAGCGCUGCAGGCUCAAAUUGGGAGUUGGAAGAAAAAGAUGGGAAAGAGAAAAAAAGACAUAGAGAAGGAGGGGGUAUUUCAGCUGGAAUGGGGGAGAAAGGUAGUCCCUGUAGUUAUAAACACAAAUGCAAGUGUUUUAGGAUUCUUUUACCACUUACUAGCAAACCAUCUUUGGCUAUCUGAUUUUAUAAACAAAUGUAUUUGUUUUUGUAAAUUAAUAUUUUUUUCUGUCUUUAGUGUUUUGGAGGCGUUCGUGUACUUCCUGCGCUAAAACAUCAUGGUCUUCUAUUGAUAUUUAUGCUUUAUGCGUAGGCUACAUUCCUGACGACUCGUUUCAAUAGUCACAGCGCCCUCUGUAAUGCGCACUCCCGCUCCGAACCUCUAGACGGCGACGGUAAGUCACGUGUUUUACCAGAGAGUACACGAGGAAAACUUCAAGCAUACCAAACACUUCAGUGAACAAUCCUUCCUGCUCAUUCAGCAACAGUUCAGUGAUUUAGAACUUAAAUGCCACUGUAAACAUAAAUUAAGUUAUUUUUUUAUGUUUGUCAUCUUAUAGAUGUAGUUGCUUUUAAAGAAUGUUUGUUUCGAGACUCGUGAGUGUAAUGACAGUCAGUUUCUUGCAUUGCCAAUAAAUCUGUGAUGGUUAAAUAUUCACAUGAACGAUGGCAAAUCCAUGUAACAUUGCUACUGACCUGGAAAAAUACAUUGUGAAAGAGGCUCCUCCAACUAUUUAUUACUUUCCAAAUUUUAUAACGGAGACUGAGGAGGAGUAUCUGUUGCAGCAGGUAUACAGAGCUCCUAAGCCCAAGUGGACACAAUUGUCAGGAAGGAGGCUACAGAACUGGGGUGGAUUGCCAAAUCCCAAAGGAAUGCUUGCUGAAAAACUCCCUGAUUGGCUGCUAAAGUACACAGAGAAAAUAUCUGCCCUUGGAGCUUUUGCUGGAAAGACAGCUAAUCAUGUGCUUGUAAAUGAAUACCAGCCUGGGGAGGGAAUUAUGCCUCAUGAGGAUGGACCACUGUAUCACCCCACAGUAACAACUAUCAGUUUGGGUUCUCAUACAGUUCUAGAUUUCUACAAGCCUGUUUGUCAGACUGAGUCUGAAGUUCCUCAAACAGAAGAAAGCCGCUACAUGCUAUCGCUGUUGGUACAACGAAAAAGUCUACUGAUUCUCCAGGAUGAUAUGUACAAGUGUUAUCUGCAUGGUAUUCAAGGAGUUUCUGAGGAUAUUUUGUCAGAGCAUGUGGUAAAUCUCUCAUCAACGGGUGCUCAAGUGGGCGACGCCCUGCCCCGUAGCACCAGAGUCUCCCUUACCAUCCGCCACGUUCCCAAAGUCGUCCGGGCCAAUCUGUUGCUUGGCAAGAAGUGACACAAUCAGACUUGAUUGAACUUUGAACUAGACCAACAGGUUAUACAUGUUUACACCCCCAAAGCAAAGUGUCUAAAUGUAAUGCACAAAAGUGGCUACAAUAUAUUAUUGUACAUGUCUAUAAGGAUAUCUCACUGUAGAUACCUUACUGGGUGACGUUUAUGCAGCAGCCUUUGAAAUACUUGUCCUCUGAAGGCUGAAAGGUCUACAGUGUUGUCUAAUCUUGUACAAAAGCAUCUACAUUGACCAUUUUCAGUGAAAAGUUAAACAAAUGGCUAUUUUACAACUAAAUAAAUAAGGAUUUUUGCUGUA